Hirsutella rhossiliensis is the source of this 1761-nucleotide messenger RNA. RefSeq names its product cation efflux family domain-containing protein. Bases 1 to 1761 code for a protein of 586 amino acids. Gene Ontology annotation, cellular component: membrane. The transcript is spliced from 3 exons. Gene Ontology annotation, molecular function: zinc ion transmembrane transporter activity. NCBI's taxonomy places the organism in Eukaryota, Fungi, Ascomycota, Sordariomycetes, Hypocreales, Ophiocordycipitaceae. The record is from RefSeq and is a predicted model, not a curated record. Gene Ontology annotation, biological process: intracellular zinc ion homeostasis; zinc ion transmembrane transport.
AUGGCGGGCUCUUCCAAAUGGGCGUGGUCCAAGAGCACCCGCAUCAAGGUCAUGCUCGUCAUCGACACGGCCUUUUUCCUCCUCGAGCUCAUCGCCGGCUUCCUCGCCCACUCCCUCGCACUGACUGCCGAUGCUUUCCACAUGCUAAACGACAUCAUUUCGCUCUUCAUCGGCUUGUGGGCUGUCGUCGCCGCGCAAAAGGAGACGACGGACGAGUUCACAUUCGGGUGGGUGCGUGCCGAGAUCCUCGGUGCCUUCUUCAACGCCGUCUUCCUCAUUGCCCUCUGCGUCUCCAUCGUUCUCGAGGCCCUCACCCGCUUCGUCGAGCCCCCCGAGAUCAAGAACCCGCGCCUCAUCCUCAUCGUCGGCUGCGCCGGCCUCUUUUCCAACUUGCUCGGCUUCGUUGUUCUCGGAGGCCACGGACAUUCUCACGAUCACGACCAUGAUCACGACCAUGAAGAGGGCCACGGCCACCGUCACCAGCACGACCACGGCCAUGAUGUGGAGCAGGGUACACUGAGAACAGAUGUUGCAAACGAGGAUGGCCCCGUCAACGACGUCCUGCCCGAGGUCGUUGUCAGGCGAGCCACCAAUGCCGGCCCUGACCGAUCCGGGUCCGACAAUCCCGACAGUGCCCGCCGCAUUCGAUUCGGAGCCGACACCGCGGGCCACGACGAGUCCAACGCAAAGAGCAGCCGCUCAUCUGCCCAGCCCAGAGGCCGCCGCCGCCGACAGUCCAGUAAGAGCGGGCAUUCGCGCUUCGCCAGCAUCGAGGACAUGAGCAUCCACCCGGCCAGCUUUCGGCAGGAUAUCAUCGCCGCCAGCCUCGCCGCCUCUUCGUCCAACCAGGGCCAGACGGCUGAGAGCGACACGGGCGACGAGUCUCCUGUGGCAGACUCGGAGACCGAGGCGAAUGAAGAGUCGCCUCUCCUCGCGUGCGCCAAGGGUGACCACGGGACCGUCAACGAUAAGUCGCGCUGCACCUCGGUCCCCAAGAAGCGCCGCUCCCGCCGAGAUUCGAGCGUCCACGACGGCCACAACCACACGCUACCCCGCAAGCCCGGCUCCAAGGCCAGCGGCCACAACCACGCCGACAUGGGCAUGAAUGCCAUGAUGCUCCACGUCCUCGGCGACGCGCUCGGCAACGUGGGAGUUAUCAUCACGGCCCUCAUCAUCUGGCUCACCGACUGGCCGGGCAGGGUCUAUGCCGAUCCCGCCGUCUCCCUCGUCAUCACGGCCAUCAUCCUCAAGACGUCCAUCCCCCUCACCAUGGCCACGGCCAGGGUCCUUCUGCAGGCAACGCCCGAGAACAUCAGCAUCCAGGAGAUCCGCCAGGAUAUUGAGAGGCUGCCCGGCGUCGUCAGCUGCCACCACAUCCACGUCUGGCAGCUCUCCGACACAAAGGUGGUGGCCAGCCUGCACCUCCAAGUGUCGUUCCCCAUCAACUCGCACAGCGGUGAAAAGUACAUGCAGCUGGCCAAGCGGGCCCGCAAGUGCCUUCACGGCUACGGCAUCCACAGCGCCACCAUCCAGCCCGAGUUCUGCCUCGACCAGACGCACCAGCACGACCGAGACGCCGCGGCCCUUGCGCUGGACGGGCCCGUCGUCAACACUGGCGACAGCGCCUGCCUCCUGGCGUGCGUCGACGACUGCAAGGCGCAGGGGUGCUGUCCCACGCAAGACGCCUCGUCGCAGCCUUCGACUCGCCGAGGUAGUGACUCAUCGCAGGCCGGGGCCGCCGGUCCUCGUCAGCAGUCUUAG